Sipha flava (yellow sugarcane aphid) is the source of this 2890-nucleotide messenger RNA. Its product is annotated as glucose dehydrogenase [FAD, quinone]-like. Lineage: Eukaryota; Metazoa; Arthropoda; Insecta; Hemiptera; Aphididae. The record is from RefSeq and is a predicted model, not a curated record. Gene Ontology annotation, molecular function: oxidoreductase activity, acting on CH-OH group of donors; flavin adenine dinucleotide binding. The transcript has 2 exons. Bases 213 to 2096 code for a protein of 627 amino acids.
UGUUGCGGGCGACGCGGUCGCGGCGCAAAAGUAGAGGAGAUCAAUCGAGGGAACAGAGAAGUGCAGCGGCGUGCGUGACCGUUUACGAGAACGUUACGUAUUGUACCACCGUCCUCGCUGCAAAACGCACGUGCACACACGCGCACCACUCGACCGCGCAGACGUGUACUGCUGUGCACCGGAACAACGGACUACGCGAUCGGACCAGGGACAUGCGUUCCACGGGCGGCGGCGGCAGGACGCUGCAGUGCGUGGCGGCCGUGGUCGUAGUGCUCGGUUUGGCAACGCCCGGCCACGGCAUGGCGUACACCGUGUUCCAGGCGGUGGUCGAGUACUACCGGAUGCUGGGCCCGGGGCCGGCGGACGCGGUGCCGGACGCGGCGUACGUGAAACAGCAUUACGACUUCGUGGUGGUGGGCGCGGGCUCGGGCGGCUCCGUGGUGGCCAACCGGCUGACUGAGGUGGCCGGCUGGUCGGUGCUGCUGCUGGAGGCGGGCGGCGAGGAGAACGCGAUGACCGAAGUACCGCUGUUGGUCAGCUACCUGAUCGGCUCGGGCUUCGACUGGGGCUACCGGACAGAGCGGCAACCGGGCAUUUGCGGUGCAAUGGCGGACAAGCGGUGCCGGUGGCCGCGUGGCAAGGUGAUGGGCGGCACUAGCGUCAUCAACUAUAUGGUGUACACGCGUGGCGUGCCGGACGACUACGACCACUGGGCGCGGCUGGGCAACAGCGGCUGGUCGUACGCGGACGUACUGCCGUACUUCCGCAAGUCCGAGGAUGCCAGACACGUGCCGUCGCCGUCCACGUACCAGUACCACGGUCGCGGCGGCUACCUCAAAGUCGAGGAGCCCACGUGGAAGACACCACUGGGUCCGGUGUUCCUGCGCGCCGGCCGUGAGCUCGGCUACCAGGUGCCCGCGGACCACAGCGGCCCGCGACCGCUGGGUUUCUCGUACGUGCUGGCCACCACGGACCGCGGCACCCGGUGCAGCGCGUCCAAGGCGUUCCUGCGGCCUAUCAGGCACCGGCCCAACCUGACCGUGGCCAAACACGCCACCGUCACCAAGGUGCUCAUCGACGCGGUCUCGAAACGCGCGUACGGCGUGCGGUUCGUGCGCGGUCGCCGGACCUUUGAGGUGUACGCGCGUAAGGAGGUGAUUCUCAGUGCCGGUGCACUCAACACGCCGCAACUGCUCAUGCUGUCCGGCGUGGGACCGGCCGACCAUCUGAUCGAGCACGGCAUACCCGUCAUCAGUAACCUCAAAGUGGGCUACAACCUGCAGGACCACAUGUCCAUGGCCGGUCUGGUGUUUCUGGUCAACCAGUCAGUGACCAUUGUGGAGAGCCGUUUCCGGAAUCCCAAGUAUCUGGUCCAGUACGCGCUCAGAGGACAGGGACCGUACACCAUACCAGGUGGUGCGGAGGCGCUGGCGUUCACGGCCACGCGGUUCGCGGUCAACGGGUCCAGGGCCCCCGACAUGGAGCUGGUGUUCGGGCCCGGUGCGCUCACCGGUGACACGGGUGGCUCGCUGCGUCGGUUGCUCGGCAUGAACGAGACGUUCUACGAUCAGGUGUACGGCAAGUUCCUGGAGCACGACGCUUGGGGCCUGGUGCCGAUCCUGCUCAGACCAUAUAGCCGCGGCCGCGUCAAGCUCAGGUCGUCCAACCCGUUUCACGCCCCGCUGUUCUAUGCAGGCUAUUUGACGGACGAGCGAGAUCGUAACACUCUUGUCGAAGGCAUAAAACAGGCAAUCGCGGUAAGUAAGACCCGGGCGUUCCAAAAAUACGGGUCCAGACUGUUGCCGAUACCGUUCCCGGGCUGCGAGCACAAGCCGUUUAUGUCGGACGCAUACUGGAGGUGCGCCAUCGGGCUGGUGUCGACCAACUUACACCAUCAGUCGGGCACGUGUAAGAUGGGACCAGACUCAGACCCAGACGCAGUCGUCAACCCCCGGCUCAGGGUGCGUGGUAUUAAAGGGCUCCGAGUGGUGGACACGUCCAUCAUGCCGGUCAUACCGGCCGGCCACACUAAUUCCAUGGCAUUCAUGAUUGGCGAGAAAGCGGCGGACAUGAUCAAGGAGAGCUGGCUGAUGUAACACUCGCUGCAAGAAAUUACGAUGAUCAUUGUUCAUCCUCAGUUCGAUUAUCACUUGACGUUUUGGAAGAUAACUCUGUAAUGUUACACUAUUCAUGUCCGCUCAGAAACGAAUUUCGUCCCUUAUUUAGAUAACAGUUGCAAACAGAUAGCUUUCAGCAUUAUUAAUUUUACUAUUUUACAUUUUACGUUAUUAUUUUUAAUGAAGCAGCGAAUUAUUUGCAAACGCUUUUGUCUGAAUGGUAUUCCUUAAAAUUAUCAAUUGUUUACUGUUACCAUAAAAUACUGAAAAAUCAAAAUAGCGAAUACCAUUGAUUUACUAAAAUGUCCCCUGUAAGUAAUCGUAUCAGCCGUUUGAGAACCAUUAAGUGUCCCGUACUUAAUGUUUUCCAAGACCAUGAUCGAUACUUGAAUUUAAAUUUAAAUACAUUUAUGUUGAAUUCGACAAAUCUACUACGUCUUAAAACAUCAUGAAUUCGUACACAGAAUCAAAUGACUCUUCACGAUGAAGACGCAUCUCGUAAGUUAAUUUUAAAGAUUGUAUGAAUUAGCAAUCGGAAACACGUGAGCGUAACACGUGAGAAUAGUCUCCCAAUUCGACUUACAAAACUAAUUUCAUGGAAUCUCAUCUGAAUAAUAUUUUUAAUGUUUUUCGAUUACGUAUACUCAUUCCAUCGUUUGAAAUUAAACAUUAUAUAACAUUUAACCGCACAAAAGCUCUAACAGAAAUAUUACUCAAUCAUUUGUUUUCAUCAUAGAAUAAUGCUAAACGGUUAUGCUAAUAAUAAUAAUAAU